GUGUUUCCAGAGAAAGGCUUGGAGGAGAGCUGUAAAAUAGAGAUGGCUGGGGGAAGGAGAUGGGAGGCCAUGGAGUUGGACUGCUUGGUUAACAUCUUUCAGAGGCUCGGCAUCGAAGACUUGACCCUGGGUGUGCCCUUCGUGUGCAAAUCAUGGUAUCGAGCUUCUCUCGAUCCAAUCUGCUGGAAAGUGCUCGACUUCCAGGCAUUAGACUUCAUGCCAUGGAGCAAUUUCUCAAAGAGGUUCAUGAGACGGUACUCUCCGCAACAUUUCUCCUUCUCUGGUUUCAUGAAAUUUGCCAUCAACCGCAGCCAUGGAGGUGUUGUCGAGCUUAGAUUUCCUUUGUUGAUUGGUGCUUCAUUGAAGGACUUGGUUCAUGCUUCAAAUCUGUGUCCUAGAUUGAAGAUAGCUGUCCUGCCUAGAAUAAUGUUGGAGGAUGAAGAACACAUACCUGAACUUGUAGGGAAAUGGAAGGAUCUCGAACGGCUUGAAAUGGAAUCGAAGCCUUCAUCCUUCUCAGAAAUUGCCACACAGAUCAAUCUUAAUUGUAAGAGUUUCACUGGGCUGAGGAUGUUUGGUUCUAUAAAGAAGGAAGAUGUGUUGGCUAUCACAAAGUCUCUUCCAAAGAUCAAGUAUCUGUGCCUUAGCAGGUCAUAUUUGUGCAAGAAAGAGUUGUUAGCAAUAGUGGAUGGUUGUAGAGAGCUGGAGAAACUGAUUGUGAAUGACUGCAUCGGUUUCGAAGCUGAUGAGGAGGUUCUGAAAAGGGCCUCUGCUAUCACAACCUUCGAGCAUGAGGGAUCGAAAUUAUAUGAUGAUCUUGGAUACGAUACUGAUGAGUGUGAUAUCCAUCAUGUGCGUGUUAUAUGAUGAUCAUAAUUCUAGUGAUGAUGUUGUUUUGUGCUCUUUUGUUACAGGUGCCAUCA
Molecule: messenger RNA, 923 nt
Organism: Elaeis guineensis (African oil palm)
Lineage: Eukaryota; Viridiplantae; Streptophyta; Magnoliopsida; Arecales; Arecaceae
Product: F-box/LRR-repeat protein At3g48880
Molecular function (GO): protein binding
Source: RefSeq, a predicted model, not a curated record